CUGACAGUAACUGUUCUCAGAUGAUUAAUUUUUGAUCAGGUGACAUAUUUUCCUUGUUCUUGAGCAAGCAGUCUGCAGGAAACCGUUCAUUCAAUAUGGCUCUAUUAUCCGCUGUAAAGGGAAAGCUCAUUUCCGUCAUCGGCGAUGAGGACACUUGCGUUGGUUUUCUGCUGGGAGGCAUUGGUGAGAUCAAUAAAAACCGUCACCCCAAUUUCAUGGUUUGUGAUAAGAACACUGCCGUCAGCGAGAUCGAGGAUUGCUUUAAGCGCUUCAUCAAGCGUGACGACAUCGACAUCAUCCUGAUCAACCAGAACUACGCGGAAAUGAUCCGUCACGUGAUCGAUGCGCACACUUCGCCGACCCCGGCCGUGCUGGAGAUUCCUUCCAAGGACCACCCGUAUGACGCGACCAAGGAUUCGAUCCUGCGACGUGCUAAGGGCAUGUUCAGCCCAGAUGAUUUGAUUGCCAACCGUGGUUAAGAUCUUCCCCAAUGGUAUUAAGCUGAUCGCUGUUUGUUGCUUAUUUUUCGGUUCAAGUGUAACUGUUUAGAUCAAUAAAAUCAUUCCAUGUAAUGGUGUA
Molecule: messenger RNA, 579 nt
Organism: Ochlerotatus camptorhynchus
Lineage: Eukaryota; Metazoa; Arthropoda; Insecta; Diptera; Culicidae
Gene: Vha14-1
Product: V-type proton ATPase subunit Vha14-1
Exons: 5
Coding region: 96-479 (127 amino acids)
Biological process (GO): proton transmembrane transport
Cellular component (GO): membrane; proton-transporting V-type ATPase, V1 domain
Molecular function (GO): proton-transporting ATPase activity, rotational mechanism
Source: RefSeq, a predicted model, not a curated record